Messenger RNA from Cyprinus carpio (common carp), 2190 nucleotides. RefSeq names its product serine-rich coiled-coil domain-containing protein 1-like. The record is from RefSeq and is a predicted model, not a curated record. Lineage: Eukaryota; Metazoa; Chordata; Actinopteri; Cypriniformes; Cyprinidae.
AGGUACCUUGCGUCAUUCUCAGAGGCGGAAACGCGGAAGCAAAGCGCGAGCACAUUCCACGUCACUUGAGGUGGAUUUAGCGAGAGCGAGAGCCAGGAUCCUGACAGGAGAAUUUAGCGCUUUAAAGUGAAAGUCGCCGGAUGUGAUGCCACGAGCAAUUUGGCUUCACGCUCAACUGUCUGACGGCGAAGGGAAUAUCAUCGGGUUGUAAACAGAGGUUUCAUCUCAAGGGUGUCUGAUCUGGUGCUCGAUCUUAAUGGGCGAAUCAGGGACACGCCGCUCCACCCUGGUCUCCAGGCUGCCCAUCUUUAGACGUAGUGUGCGAAAGAGGCAGGACUCGCUCCCCUCCUCACCUUCGUCCGGUGGUGUUGGCAAUGGUGUCCACACUUCCUCUCCCUCCAGCACGAAUUCCAGUUCCAGCAGCACAGGCAAACGGCGCAGCCUGUUCCGCACACCGUCCCUCAGCUUCCACUGCAAGAGGAACAGCGACCCGACCCAGCUCAGCCUGGACAAUCACAGCCAGGGAUCUGAGGUCACCUUUCAAGAUGGUUCCAUCUCAAAGACACGGCAUUCAUUCGGAUUUGGCGGACAUAAGAAGAAGAUCGCCCGAUCUCAGACAGAAAACCUUGAGAAAGUGUCCGCCAACCGCAGCAUGUUUAUUAAUUGCAUCAGCUCAAGGACCAAGGAGGGAGAUGAUUCAGGGUUCCUUGAUGAUGUGAGCAGCAAGAGGUCUUCCAAGCAUAAGAAGCAGCUGCUGCCCAAGUCCUUAUCAGCUCACCAAAGGUUUUCUAAGAACUUGUCCAAUGUCCCAGACCAGGGUAAAGGUCAGGAUGGUGUGGAAGAUCAUCCUAAAACUGGUACCCCAGGUUCCUGGCCUGGAGAACUGGCUGAGAGUUCUCUACAGUCGCCCAUUAUCUCAGAAGACCGCACCACGGCAAUAACACCAUCCGAUUUUGUUCCCGUCACUGAAGACUCUGUCUCAGAAGUGGAUGCUUUGCCAGCCCCCAGUCCAGCUGCUCCACCUGAAAAAUUUAACCAAGCUGUUUCUCCCUCGGAGGUGCCCUUCUCCCCAGCCCAGGCCAGCACGGAAAACCACUUACUGCCAGAUACCUGCCACACAGCCAACACACAGUGUGAGAGCACCACUGCCCAUACGGAACCAGUAACGCUGCAGACAGUGAAAGAGCUGAACUCUUAUACUAACCCUAAUGCUAAUCCUAACCCUGACCAGUCAGAGACCAGUGAGUUUGAGCAAGCUCCAGAACUGAGUGAGGAUAGCAGCUCCAACCCAGACGGCCGUGAAAGGCGGUCUAGGAACACUGUGCUCAUCCAGCAGGCAGGAAGAUUAGGCCUGAGCAAACUAGAGACCAGGCCAAGUCACCCGAGAAAGCCGCACACAGUGUCCAUGUGCAGCAGUGUGAGCCCGUACCAUGAGGUGAUGCGCAUGGAUAGACGUCUGCGGUCAGCCUCUGAGGGUGCAGGAGGACCCAGACUUCAUCUCAACCUCAGGGAUCCUCACUGCAUGGAGGGCAACAAUUUAUCCAAGCAGAGAACCACUUCCUCAUCUUCCAAACUGGGCAGCAUGGAUGUUUUGAAUAACCUUGGCUCAUCUGAGUUGGAUGAGGAUGACCUGAUGCUGGAUCUCGACCUCUCUGAUGACCAGCGACCUCACCAUGAUAAAAGAGAUGAGACCUUAUUCCCCACAGCUUUAGCUGAAGAAGACAUGGCCUCACGGGAGGAUUCCAGUCAAUCCUUUGCAUCAUGCCUCAACCUGCUGCCCUCACCCCUGGAGGCCACCACCGACAGGACCCCUGGAAGAGAGCCCAAGGAGCCCCCUCUCAGGGAGCAGCGACCGAUGUCCCUCUGUCUGUCUUGUGAUGAUGAACCUUUGCCCGGGUUGGAAGCGUUGCCGUUCAGGCUGAUGCAAGCGGACUGCACAGCGGUAAAAACGCUUCUGCUGCGGUUACGCAGGACCCUGCAUGAGAGCACUGAGAUCAGUCCUGCCAGCAGCCUUCACUCUCUACCCAUAAGCCCCUGCAGUGAGAAGUCACUCCCCUUUAAGGAUCCUGGGAGAGAAGAGAACCAGAUCCUGCAACAGCAGCUGAAGGAGAGAGACGAGCUCAUUGUACGACUUCAGGCUGAGUUGGAAUCCACCCGCGCUGCUGAAACCUGAAAUCUCUUUGCAUAAAA